Trichobilharzia szidati is the source of this 435-nucleotide messenger RNA. NCBI's taxonomy places the organism in Eukaryota, Metazoa, Platyhelminthes, Trematoda, Strigeidida, Schistosomatidae. The record is from the annotation of a GenBank genome assembly.
AUGGACACUGACUACUUACAAGAUUGUAAUAAUCACAAUGCUGAACCAGAAGAUGAGGAAGAGGAAGACGAAGAAUCAUUGUUAGAUGAUCCAAGAGAAGCAAGAAACAGAGCUAAUCGAAGGCAACAACGUUCCCCUCGUGCAAGACCUUAUCCAAGAAAUCGAAGACCUAAUCGGCGAUCACGAUCUCGUCAACCACAACAACGACAAGCCUACAGACAAAGAAGUCGUUCAGCCAGACGUUCACCAAGACAACAGCCUUAUAGAAGAAGAGAUCAACAAAGAUCACGUUCAAGACCAAAUUAUCGUCGAUACAUGCGGCAACAGGAAAGUAAUAACAACAGUAACAAUUAUCAAAUGUUAAAUAAAACAAAAAGAAUACCAGAAUCAAAUUCGUCACAAAAUUAUCGUCGAAGAAAUGUAUCAUUUUCAUAA